AUGGGGCUUCAGGCUCACAGCAGCUCACAGGAUGCCACCAAUGAUUCCUGUGACUGCCUUCUGGCAGGGCCCAGAACAUCAUCAAAGAGAUCAUGGCCAGUAUGGAUGGUAAUUGUCAUUUUCCUUGGAGUGGUGGCAAUCUUGGCAGUCACUAUCGGACUCCUUGUUCAUUUUCUGGCAGUUGGAAAGAUGCACUAUUACGAAGGUGUUUUUCAUAUUUCUGGAGUCACCUAUAACGAUACCUGUGACAGUGCAGCUUCACAAGCCAGUACAAACCUGAGCAAAGACAUUGAGACUAAGAUGUCAGAUGCAUUUCAAAAUUCUAGUAUUUACAAAGAAUAUGUUGACUCUCAGGUCAUCAAAACUCUGCCUGAAACCAAUGGCACCAGUGUACAGUUACGGCUGACGUUCAAGUUUCCUCCAGCAAAGAAUGGUGACAUGAGGACUGAAAUUACAGCCAUCCUGCUUCAAGUGUUGAGAGACAACAUGGCAUCCUGGAGUGCAGUUCCUGCUUCCUUUAAACUUACAGAAAUCAGCAAGGCUAAUUCUGAAAUGCUUGUCAAUAACUGUUGUGGGAGACGACUGAGCAACAGUAUCACAACUGGUAAUCGAAUAGUCAAUGGGGAAAAUGCCCUGGCAGGGGCAUGGCCAUGGCAGGCCAGUAUGCAAUGGAAAGGCCACCAUAGCUGUGGAGCAUCUCUGAUCAGCAGCAGGUGGCUCUUGUCUGCAGCUCAUUGCUUUGCUAGAAAAAAUAACAUGGAAGAUUGGACUGUGAACUUCGGAACUAUUGUAAAUAAACCAUAUAUGACACGAAAAGUCCAGAGAAUUAUUUUGCAUGAAAAUUAUAGCAGUCCUGCGGUCCAUGACGAUAUUGCCCUCGUGCAGCUUGCUGAAGAAGUCUCCUUUACAAAGUACAUUCGUAGGAUUUGCCUUCCUGAAGCCCAAAUGAAGCUCUCAGACAAUGAUAGUGUCGUAGUUACAGGUUGGGGAUCACUUCACAUGUUUGGUGAUUUCCCAGAGAUACUUCAACAAGCCCUUGUGAAAAUUAUUGACAACAAAAUUUGCAAUGCCCCACAUGCACUGUCUGGCCUUGUGACAGAAACAAUGCUGUGUGCUGGAUAUAUGUCAGGCAAAGCAGAUGCCUGUCAGAAUGAUUCUGGUGGACCAUUAGCUUACCCUGACUCCAGAAAUAUCUGGCAUCUUGUAGGAAUCGUGAGCUGGGGUGAUGGAUGUGGGAAAAAGAAUAAGCCCGGUGUCUACACACGAGUCACCUCUUACCGUGACUGGAUUACCUCCAAGACUGGACUCUGA
This is a messenger RNA of Ochotona curzoniae (black-lipped pika), 1311 nucleotides long. Its product is annotated as transmembrane protease serine 11B-like. Gene Ontology annotation, cellular component: plasma membrane; extracellular region. Lineage: Eukaryota; Metazoa; Chordata; Mammalia; Lagomorpha; Ochotonidae. The coding region runs from base 1 to 1311 and encodes 436 amino acids. Gene Ontology annotation, biological process: proteolysis. Gene Ontology annotation, molecular function: serine-type endopeptidase activity. The transcript has 10 exons. The record is from RefSeq and is a predicted model, not a curated record.